UCGCGCUUUUCCCAUGACGCCGGCCUACAUUUGUUGAUGUUCUGAGAAAACAACUAGCAGUUCAGCGUGUAUAUUUCGUUUCUGUGGUUUAUUAUUGUGUUAAAUAAAGUUUACAAGCGAACAGUUUGUGCGGGCAACAUAUAAACACAAUGUCCGACAGUGAGCAGAGCGUGUACGCCAAGCGCACCAAGACGAUCCACUAUGGUUCGCUGGAGGAGUCGGAUCGUUGGCAUGUGGACCGCAAGGAUAACGAAACGGAUGGUUCGGGAAAAACCGACUACAGUCAGCUUACCACAGCCGACUACAUGGCUCUAGAUGAAGAUGUCGCCAAAGAGAAAGCAGCACUGCUGGAGGAAUUCGAACGACGGAAAAAGGCACGCCUGAUUCACGUCAGCACGGACGAUGGGGAGGUGAAGAGUGCGCUACGGAAGCUAAACGAACCAAUCUGUUACUUUGGCGAAGGUCCUGCCGAUAGGCGGCUGCGAUUGAAAGAACUACUAUCGGCACUGGGCGAAAAAGGUUUACCGGCAGCAAAACCGGCUAAGGAAGAGGAGAAACCUAAAAGCCAACAGAAGGAAACGAAUGAAUCGACCUGGUAUCACGAAGGGCCGGAAAGUUUGCGUGUGGCAAGGUUUUGGAUAGCAAACUACUCGUUAGCCCGUGCCAAGAAACGGUUGGAAGAGGCGAGCGAAAAGAUGCGUCAACAUUCGGCCACCAAAGCGGGCCGUAUGGUGGAACUGCAGAAACGCAUCCAACAGCUCGCCCCGCAAUGCAGCCAGGUUGGCGACACACGUCCGAUCACCGGGUGCAGCAUAAACGAGGACUCUUCGCUACUGCUAACUUGCAGUUUGAGCUCCCUCUGUAAGGUUUGGUCCGUUCCUGAUUGCACCCUGAAGCAGACGCUCCGUGGGCACAAGUUCAACGUAAGUGAUGUGGCCUUCCGGCCGGGUGUUGCCAACGAUAGUAAAUCCGAAGUAGCGAUGGCUUCUUGUAGCUUCGACGGUUCAGUUAAACUAUGGUCGUACGACAGCGAAGAGUCGAUAGCCGACAUCAACGGACAUGUGCCGCACCGGGUGGCGAAACUGGCAUUCCAUCCCUCUGGGCGAUUCCUGGGGACGGCCUGUUACGACGCAUCCUGGCGGUUGUGGGACCUGGAGCAGAAGCAGGAAGUGCUACAUCAGGAGGGUCACACGAAAGCUGUACAUUGCAUCGCUUUUCAGGUGGACGGUAGUGUAUGCGUCACUGGUGGACUGGACGGUUUUGGUCGAGUUUGGGAUCUUCGGACGGGCAGAUGUAUCAUGUUUCUAGAGGGCCAUCUGAGCGCUAUUUACGGCGUGGAUUUUUCUCCCAAUGGCUAUCAUAUUGCAUCCGGUAGCCAGGAUAACUCGUGCAAGAUUUGGGAUUUACGAAGACGGCAAAUGGUGUACACAAUUCCCGCCCAUACGAAUCUGAUAUCGGACGUAAAGUAUCAGAAAAAUGGUGGCAAUUUUCUGGUGACAAGCAGCUACGAUAAAACUGCUAAGAUCUGGUCAGACAAAACAUGGCAACCGUUAAAAACUCUGUCCGGGCAUGAUGGUCGUCUCGUCGGUGUGGAUAUUUCGCACGAUUCCCAGUACAUAGUGACUGCAUCAUAUGAUCGUACGUUUAAGCUGUGGGCUUGGGACUAGAUCAUUAGCAUGCUAUGCAUUCUACCUGAAUCCUUGUGGCUGAAUAGACACAUACUGAACACUGAUCAAGAAAUAAUAGAACCAACCACCAGAAUGGCGUAUAAAAAA
This is a messenger RNA of Anopheles stephensi (Asian malaria mosquito), 1775 nucleotides long. It is a transcript of the gene U4-U6-60K, whose product is annotated as U4/U6 small nuclear ribonucleoprotein Prp4. The coding region runs from base 150 to 1667 and encodes 505 amino acids. The transcript is spliced from 7 exons. NCBI's taxonomy places the organism in Eukaryota, Metazoa, Arthropoda, Insecta, Diptera, Culicidae. Gene Ontology annotation, cellular component: U4/U6 x U5 tri-snRNP complex. Gene Ontology annotation, biological process: mRNA splicing, via spliceosome. The record is from RefSeq and is a predicted model, not a curated record. Gene Ontology annotation, molecular function: U6 snRNA binding; U4 snRNA binding; protein binding.